AUGUUCAAGAAGGACAUCACCUCCGCUCCGAAGCAAAAGCUCAAGUCCUCGGUUCAGCGCUCUCUCCGCCAGUCGCUGCUCUCGUCCUACCCGCUUCUGAACCCUUACAUCGAGGAGGUCAUGCCCAAGAAAGCAUCUCUGGAGCAGAUGAAGCUGCCCGAUCGCUGCUCCUUGUAUGUCUGCGAGCAGCAGCCCAUCUUCUACCAGCAGGACAGCACCACUCUCCUCCCGCACCUCAAGCUCGUCCACCGCUUCCCCCAGGCUUUCCCUACCAUCCGCAUCGACCGUGGUGCCAUUCGCUUCGUGCUUUCUGGAGCUACGCUCAUGGCGCCCGGCCUGACGAGCGCCGGCGGUCGGUUGCCACAGCCGAGGGAAGGGGACGAGGGUGUUGAUGAGGACGGUCACUGGAGCAGGGAACUGGAGAAGGGCGAGCCCGUCGUUAUCAUGGCAGAGGGUAAGACUGAGGCAUGUGCGGUGGGAUUUUUGGUUGCGGGAACGAAGGAGGUCAAGGAUAAGGGCAAGGGACCCGUUGUCGAGGAGGCGCAUUUCCUCGGUGAUGGUCUCUGGAGACUGGGUUCGGAGUAA
Colletotrichum truncatum is the source of this 585-nucleotide messenger RNA. Its product is annotated as Translation machinery-associated protein 20. NCBI's taxonomy places the organism in Eukaryota, Fungi, Ascomycota, Sordariomycetes, Glomerellales, Glomerellaceae. Gene Ontology annotation, biological process: formation of translation preinitiation complex. The record is from RefSeq and is a predicted model, not a curated record. Gene Ontology annotation, molecular function: RNA binding.